UUCUUUUGUUCCAAAUCAAUCAAAAAAGACGAGGAAGACGGACGAGCCGCCGAACAGAAGACUUAUUGCUUCUGAGUAAAAGAUGCCCCGCAAGAAGGUGACUGAAGUUUCAGGGAAUGGUGGAAUGAAGAAGAAGAGGACAAGUGGCAAAAGAAAAGAGAGAGAUUUCAGCAGUGAUGACGACUUUGAUUAUGAGCAGGAAAACAACAAGAAACCUGGAAAGCCUGCUACAAAGUCUGGCCUCCAGCCUGUCACUGUCGCAGAUGAAAUCAAGGAGAAAAUAAAACUUGAAUGCCCCAAGGUCAAAGGUCAACUGCUAAUUUUUGGAGCAACUAACUGGGAUUUAAUUGGAAGAAAGGAGGUGCCCAAACAGCAAGCGGCAUACCGGAACCUGGGCCAGAACUUGUGGACUCCGCAUCGCUACGGCUGUCUGAAUGACGUCCAGAUCAGCUGCGUAGUGUCUGGUCCCUGCGCUGCCCACAGCCUUCUCAUCACCACAGAAGGCAAACUGUGGAGCUGGGGUCGUAAUGAGAAAGGUCAGCUGGGUCAUGGAGACACUAAGCGUCUUGAGGCGCCGAAGUUAAUUGAAACCCUGGCGGAUAAUGUGAUUGUCGCUGCAGCCUGUGGACGCAACCACACCCUGGCUCUCACAGAGGCGGGAACAGUCUUCUCAUUUGGAGAGAACAAACUAGGACAGCUGGGCCAGGGAAACCAGACUGAUGCGAUCCUUACUCCAGCUUUGAUCGCGUACAAUGGCCAGCCGCUGGUUAAAGUAGCCUGUGGUGCAGAGUUCAGCAUGGUGGUCGACUGCAAAGGAAACCUUUACUCAUUCGGCUGCCCAGAGUACGGACAGCUAGGUCACAACUCUGAUGGAAAGUUCAUCGCCCGCGCUCAGCGCAUUGAGUUCGACUGUGAGCUCAUCCCUCGACGUGUAGCCAUCUUUAUUGAGAAGUCCAAGGAUGGUCAGGUCACGCCGGUACCCAACGUGGUAGUCCGAGAUGUAGCUUGUGGGGGUAAUCACACGUUGGUGCUGGACUCUCAGAAGCGUGUGUUCACUUGGGGCUUCGGUGGUUAUGGCCGUCUAGGACACACAGAGCAGAAAGACGAGAUGGUUCCUCGGCUGGUUAAGCUCUUUGACUUCCCUGGCCGUGGGGCCACCCAGAUCUACACUGGCUACCAGUGUUCCUUCGCCGUCAGCGAGAUGGGGGGGCUUCUUUUCUGGGGGGUUACCAACACAUCCCGAGAGUCGACCAUGUAUCCUAAAGCUGUGCAAGAUUUGUGUGGUUGGAAAAUCCGCAGCCUAGCGUGUGGGAAAAGCAGCAUCAUUAUCGCUGCGGAUGAGAGUACAAUCAGCUGGGGCCCUUCUCCAACAUUUGGUGAACUUGGAUAUGGAGACAACAAGCCCAAAUCCUCCACCACUGCCCAGGAGAUCAAGACCUUGGACGGCAUCUACACCGAGCAGGUGGCGAUGGGUUAUUCCCACUCUCUGGUCAUUGCCAGACAGGACAGCCAGCAAGAGGAGGAGAGACUUCAGAAGCUUCCAGAAUACAACCCCCGAACACUUUGAUUCUGCGGCACGCUCAUGAAACCAAUCACCUUUUUUUCACCUUUUUCACUUCAGAGGAGGCUGGCGAUGCUCACCAGGAGGCAUCUGCUCUUUAGUCACAUGUUGGUCCUGACGGCGGACUUCAGGGAUGAUUCAGUUCAGGAGGAAACUCUCACAAAGUCGAGAUAAGUUUUCACAUCUUGACAACCAGCAAACAAGGUCCACAUCAAUUCAUUUGUACCUGAAAAUGCUCUGCAGGAAACAAAGUUGGUUUGGACUGAAGGUGGCGCUGCAGUCCACAUCCCAAAACUAAAAAGAACAAAUUCCUCAAAGAUCUCCCGGGUUGUCCUGUUUUUUUUUUUUUUUUUUUUUGACCAACCGAAGCCUCAGUUCAGUCUUCAUGUUUUAUUUCCUCUCUCUGUUGCAGAUCAACUGUUCUGGUUCUCUUUAACAGCAAUUGGUGCUACAGCUGGACCCUCAGUAUUUUUCCAGUGAGGGACCUUUUCAAAGACCAAUACUCCAUAUCUGUGCCUUUUGGGUUUUUUUUUUUUUUUUUUUUUGAAGAAAAGUGUAUUUUGAAGAUAUGGAAUAACCAUUUUGGGGUUUUUUUGUUUUGUGGUUUCCAAAGACCAGGUGCAAGUGUUUUUAUGGUUGUAUUGCAGGGUAUGUGUGCUGCUGCUGGGAAAAUACAAUCAGGAUUUGUGAGUGGGUGCACUCGAAUUGUUCAUGUUAACUUACGUUUGUUUCCCGUUUAAUUCAAAUGUUUGCAUCCAAGAUGCACGUUAAAGUCUUUCCAACGCCGUAGUGUCUAGUGUAGCUUUCCUUCUUACCUUACUCUGAUUUUUAAGGACUAUUGGUUGUUGACAUGCUUAAAGCAGGCUCACCAUCACAUUUACAUUUUGCAAGACCAGCAAUGGGUUGUCUGUAAUAAGAUUUACUAGAAACCCUUACGCCCCAGUUUUAAGUCAGCAGAGACUUACUCUCCAACCUGUGUUCAUUUUACAAGUGAUGUAUGUCUUUGGGUUAGCAAGUUUUUUUGUUUUCCACUGAAAUAAUUAAACAUGUAUUUGGUGAUUUGUGUUCCUCAGUUCUCCAUGUUUUUUUUGGGUUUUUUUGCAGGACGAGUGUUGUAUGCUUCAAGAAGAAGUUAUUUCUUGCCCACAUGGGAUGGGCAGUAAUAAUUAUAGCAUGCAUAUGUAGACUGGUGCAACACGUCUAGGUGUAUAGAACUGAGAUAUGGGGACCGUUGUCUUACUGUUUUUAUGCAUUUGUAAAGAUUGUGGGCGAAGCCUAGCUUUACCAGAAUCUUUUCUAGACCAAACUGUGUAGAUCUCAUCUCCGAUGGCAGCUCAUUUCCAAGUCUAAGCUGUAACAAAUGGAUCUGUCAGUAAAUGUUGGACACCAACAGAUCCGUCACUACUGGUUUCAAGACUUUGUUUGUACUCUCAUGCAUUUGUUAUGUCAUUUUCUAAAUACACGCUUUGAUGGAAGGAGCCAUUGUCUCGUGUCUAUGCAACUCCGUGU
Molecule: messenger RNA, 3070 nt
Organism: Lampris incognitus (smalleye Pacific opah)
Lineage: Eukaryota; Metazoa; Chordata; Actinopteri; Lampriformes; Lampridae
Gene: rcc2
Product: regulator of chromosome condensation 2
Exons: 13
Coding region: 83-1567 (494 amino acids)
Source: RefSeq, a predicted model, not a curated record